GCAGACUCCACAGUUCCUGCCAGGAGAAAGGAAUAUUCUGAGGGGAGUCUACACCCUGUGGAGCUCAAGAUGGUCCUGAGUGGGGCGCUGUGCUUCCGAAUGAAGGACUCGGCAUUGAAGGUUCUUUAUCUGCAUAAUAACCAGCUUCUAGCUGGAGGGCUGCAUGCAGGGAAGGUCAUUAAAGGUGAAGAGAUCAGCGUGGUCCCCAGUCGGUGGCUGGAUGCCAGCCUGUCCCCCGUCAUCCUGGGAGUCCAGGGUGGAAGCCAGUGCCUGUCAUGUGGGGCGGGGCAGGAGCCGACUCUAACACUAGAGCCAGUGAACAUCAUGGAACUCUAUCUUGGUGCCAAGGAAUCCAAGAGCUUCACCUUCUACCGGCGGGACAUGGGGCUCACCUCCAGCUUCGAGUCAGCCGCCUACCCGGGCUGGUUCCUGUGCACGGUGCCUGAAGCGGAUCAGCCUGUCAGACUCACCCAGCUUCCCGACAAUGCCGGCUGGAAUGCCCCUAUCACAGACUUCUACUUCCAGCAGUGUGACUAGGGCAAUAUGCCCCCCAGAACUCCCUGGGCAGACCAGCUUGGGUGAGGGAACCAGCGCAAGCACACACGUUCCAGGCUCACACCCCUGGUGGCUGGACUUGCUCCCGGAUAGCCUCAGUCAGGAAGAAGCAGAGCUGCCUGGAGCCUGCUGGGUUGGUGGAAGCCUUGGUGGAUUCUGGCAGGCCAAUUAUAGCGAGGACCGGACACCACUGACUGCAGGAAUGUGUUCUCUCCCCAUGGCAAGAUACUACAUAAUUAAAUAUGCAGACCAGAAGGCUCUAUACACGAGAGAUGGCCAACUCCUAGUGGGAGAUCCUGUUGCAGACAGCUGCUGUGCAGAGAAGAUCUGCAUACUCCCUAACAGAGGCCUGGACCGCACCAAGGUCCCCAUCUUCCUGGGGAUCCAGGGAGGGAGCCGCUGCCUGGCAUGUGUGGAGACAGGAGAGGGGCCUUCCCUACAGCUGGAGGAUGUGAACAUUGAGGAACUGUACAAAGGUGGUGAAGAGGCCACACGCUUCACCUUCUUCCAGAGCAGCUCAGGCUCCGCCUUCAGGCUCGAGGCUGCUGCCUGUCCUGGCUGGUUCCUGUGUGGCCCGGCAGAGCCCCAGCAGCCAGUACAGCUCACGAAGGAGAGUGAGCCCUCGGCCCGUACUGAGUUCUACUUUGAACAGAGCCGGUAGGGAGACAGGAGGCUGUGUUUCAGCCUGGUGCCCACAAAUCAAGCUCAUUCUGCUCAGGGUCUAUGGAAGGCAGAAUAAUGUCCCCCCAAAUAUGUCCACAUCCUAAUCCCAAGAUCUGUGCAUAUGUUACCAUACAUGGCCAAAGGGGUUUUGCAAAUGUGAUUAUGUUAAGGAUCUUGAGAUGAGGAGACAAUCCUGGGUUAUCCUGGUGGUCUCAGUAUAAUCGCAAGGGUCCUUGUGAGAUGGAGUCAGGAAGGGAGAGUCAGAGAGAGACUGGAAGAUACCAUGCUUCUAAUUUUGAAGAUGGAGUCAGGGGCUUUGAGCCAACAAAUGCAGGGGUUUUUAGAAUGUGGACAAGCCAAGGGAAAGGGUUCUCCUCUAGAGGCUCCAGAAGUAACACAGCUCUGCUGACACCCGGAUUUCACCUCAGCAACACCCAUUUCAGACUUCUGACCUCCACAACUCUAAAAUAAUAAACUUGUGUUAUUGUAAACCACUAA
Molecule: messenger RNA, 1716 nt
Organism: Rhinopithecus roxellana (golden snub-nosed monkey)
Lineage: Eukaryota; Metazoa; Chordata; Mammalia; Primates; Cercopithecidae
Product: interleukin 1 family member 10
Exons: 10
Coding region: 485-1216 (243 amino acids)
Biological process (GO): cellular response to lipopolysaccharide; cytokine-mediated signaling pathway; inflammatory response to antigenic stimulus
Molecular function (GO): interleukin-1 receptor binding; cytokine activity
Source: RefSeq, a predicted model, not a curated record